Messenger RNA from Orbilia oligospora ATCC 24927, 1185 nucleotides. RefSeq lists its product as uncharacterized. NCBI's taxonomy places the organism in Eukaryota, Fungi, Ascomycota, Orbiliomycetes, Orbiliales, Orbiliaceae. Bases 1 to 1185 code for a protein of 394 amino acids. The transcript has 2 exons. The record is from RefSeq and is a predicted model, not a curated record. Gene Ontology annotation, biological process: nonfunctional rRNA decay; nuclear-transcribed mRNA catabolic process, no-go decay; RNA surveillance. Gene Ontology annotation, cellular component: cytoplasm.
AUGCGUCUCAUCAAGCAACAAGUCGAGCGCGAUGGCAGCGGUACUGUCACUCUCUACCCUGAGGAGCCCGAAGACAUGUGGCACGCCUUCAACCUCAUCCGUGUCGGUGAUACCCUCCGUGCCUCUGCCGUCCGUCGCAUAGUCUCCGAGUCAUCCACUGGUUCUACGUCUUCCACACGAGUACAUAUGAACCUUACGAUCACGGUCGACAAAGUUGAUUUUGACAGUCAAGCUGGACAACUUCAUAUUAAUGGACGGAUUAGCGAGGAGAAUAAGUAUGUUAAGAUUGGGGCCCACCAUACUUUGGAUUUGGAACUUAAUCGGAAUUUCACGGUUGGGAAGGCUGAGUGGGAUUCUGUGAGCUUGGGGGUUGUGAGGGAAGCUUGUGAUCCUGCUGAAAAGGCAGAGAUAGGAGCUGUGGUCCUACAUGAAGGUCUAGCCAAUGUCUGCUUGAUCACAGAGCAUAUGACCGUCUUGCGCCAAAGAAUCGACGUCUCCAUCCCUCGAAAGCGCACAGGCUCCGUCACAGCCUUCGAGAAAUCAAUGGAAAAAUUCUACGACACAAUCUACCAAUCCAUUCUCCGACACCUCCCCAUCUCGAAUCUGAAAGUAGUCCUUCUAGCAUCGCCGGGGUUCUUAGCAGAGUCCUUACAGAAGUACAUCUUUGCGGAGGCCGUCAAGACGGAUAAUAAGACGGUUAUGGGUGCCAAACCAAAAUUCGUUACAGUACAUUGCUCAACAGGGCACGUGCAUGCCUUGAAUGAGGUUUUGAAAAGCCCUGCAGUUAUUGCAAGACUAGCAGAUACAAAAUAUGCUAAAGAGACGAAGGCUAUGGAGUCAUUCUUUAAGAUGAUGCAGACAGAUGAAGAUAGAGCUUGGUAUGGACCGAAAGAAGUCGAAAGGGCAAUAGAAAAGGGCGCAGUUUCAACAUUGCUAGUAAGCAACAGCUUGUUUAGAAGCAACAACAUGCAGGAAAGAAGGAGGUACGUCAGGAUGGUAGAAGAUGUAAAGGCUAGCGGUGCAGGAGAAGUUAUGAUCUUGAGUAGUAUUCACGAAAGUGGUGUUAGACUUGACGGAUUGGGUGGAGUUGCUGCGAUAUUAUUAUUUCCUCUACAAGAUCUAGACGAGAGCGAUGAAGAACAAGAUGAAACAGAGGAAGGAAAUGAGGAUAAUGAGAAUUUAUAA